GACACUUAUGUUUGGUUGCAUAAUAAAAAAACAGAAGUAACUCCACAUACUGGGCAUAUAGCCUACACUACGGAAUCUCAAAUAUUGAACAUUCAUAAAUGCCCAAUCUGAAGUCAUAUGAAUAGGAAUAUAUAUUCUAAUAACUUAAUAUAAUACAUAAUAACAAUCUGAGUCAGUCAGGAAAAGUCUUGAAAUGGGCCUAAGUCCUCUGAGACUCUAAGAAUAGGUUAUUCUGCCCACCGUGGGACCCAGCGGGCUUGCACACAUGUUCCCAUGACCCUCUAACCACACUCUCUCUCCCUCGCUCACUCUCACGUCACUGGCCGGUUAAAGUAAACGCGCCUCGCCUCGCGCUCGCGAUACACGCGUCUGCUAAGGACGGAGAUUGAUGGAUUAGCGCGUCCCCAUCAUCAUGGGAAUUAGAGUAGAGUCGCGUAUUUGAAACGGACCGUGAACCAUGUGUCUCCGGUGGAGGAGAAGCUACUGAGGAGAAUGUCUGAGAUAAAUGCUCCCACAGAAAAAGUCUCUAUAACAGCCCCAGAGUUGGAGACUCCGCCUUUAAGGCCAGAUACAGGGCCUGUGAUUGGUGGACUGCAUUUGCGAUCUGCACCAGGGGCUUGUUUGUUGUUUGCGGGUGUUUUGCUGAUAGUAGGAAUCGGCGUCGCUGUGGGGGGGUAUUGGAACAAUCAACCCCGCCGACAAACGCCACAUCAUGUUUCAACUGGACGCACCUCUUCAGAGAAACUGAAGCUGAUUGGUCCUGUCAUCAUGGGGGUGGGGCUUUUUAUCUUUAUUUGUGCCAACACAAUUCUCUAUGAAAAUCGUGACCGAGAACAACGUCAUAAGCGAGACCAACAUAAAGACAACCAGGAGAUCCUACCACUGGUACAAACUCAAAGGAACAAUCAUUCAAAACGGUUCUCACAAACAGAAACGAACACCAACACGCAUACAUUGGACUUGUCUGAACUCAACAUCCAUUGCUUAGAGGAAGGGGCCGGAAUCCCCACCCUAAAGUGUUCUUCGCCAUCCUCUGGCUCAUGUAGCUCCAGUCAAGUGAACUUGGAAACCGGAUCACCCCUCCGAGAUCGCAGAAACAUGGAAAGAUUGGCCUUGCCUGUCAUUAAAGUCAAUGACUGUCUGCUUGGCUCCUCAGACCCAGUGCCUCCACCUCUCCCUGAUCGGACAUACCGGAACAAGAUGGGAGUGGAAAAUAUAGCAAAUGUGGAGCUAACACAAGUGAAUCUUGCAGAUUCAUCUCUAAUGAUAUUGAACAAAGAAGAGCCAAAGGAUCGGUAGACUUUACCGCCUGCAGUCCACACUAAGGUCCACAUAGUGAAUAUAUUGAAUAUAUUCAAGCCAAAAGAUGUUAGGGUUGAGUAUAGAACAGAUUUCUCUAUUUGAUUCGAUUCUGAUUCAUUUGGGUGUAUUUCCGUUAUAAUGUCCAAUUUGCUUACAGUUCUUUCUUUGCUAAUGCUGUGAUUAUAUAGUGUUUCAGAUGGAUUCAAGCUAAUCUUUUUGAACCCACUUAUUUGCAUGAAUCAGCUUCACUGGUCACGCUGUAUGUUUUUGAUUCACCAAAAAGAACUGACUCAUAAGAGUCAUUUGUUCGUGAAUGGCCACGUAUAUCUGUUUAUACAAGGAGUCAUUUUAUGUUGUCAUAUUG
Messenger RNA from Sinocyclocheilus anshuiensis, 1666 nucleotides. RefSeq lists its product as uncharacterized. The record is from RefSeq and is a predicted model, not a curated record. Bases 493 to 1299 code for a protein of 268 amino acids. NCBI's taxonomy places the organism in Eukaryota, Metazoa, Chordata, Actinopteri, Cypriniformes, Cyprinidae. The transcript has 2 exons.